GCAGAAUAUCUAAAUUUGUUCUGUAAUUCACUACAACAGAAGUUCGUUGCAGUAGCAAUAUAUAGAGCAUAUAUAAACGACAGCAGAAAACCUUCCACAGCAAAUUCCAAAUGGCAACAUCUCCCACAUACCAACACUACCACUCGCGACAACAACGGCAGCAACCAGAUAACGUAAAACAAGAAAACAAUCACAGCCAACACCAACAGCAACAACCACAGCGAAGUCUCUGCGACUUUUGCAACCAAUCCAUAGCUCUGCUCUACUGUCGGGCCGAUUCAGCAAAGCUCUGCUUCGCCUGCGACCGCCACGUCCACGCCACGAACCGGCUAUUCUCGAAGCACCUCCGCUCCCAUCUCUGCGAUGUCUGCGAUUCCCGGCCCGCCUCCAUUCGUUGCUCUACUCACGACCUCUUCCUCUGCCACAACUGCGAUUGGGACGCCCACGACGGCCGCCGAUCGCCUGGGGCCCACCACGACCGCCGCCCGCUCGAGGGGUUCUCUGGGUGCCCGUCGGCUUUCGAGUUCUGUUCGGUUCUUGGGUUUGAAGAUAAGUCUCUGUUGGAAUCUGAUGAGGGAAGGGAUUUGGCGGCGACGGUUGAUGGGUUCUUGGAUUCUUGGGUGUGGGAGACGCCGCCGAUUGUUAGCCUUGAUGAUUUGGUUGUUUCCACAACGAAUGAUUCUUGUCAUAAUUUCCAAGCUGUUGGGUUUCCGCCUCCGCCCAAGCACCGAAACGUAGCUUGUGGGAAACACAAGGAUGAGAUUCUUGGUCAGCUUCGUCAUCUGGUUAAGUCGGAAACCAAUUUGAAUAAUGAUCAUGGGGAGGUCGAACCGCUACAAGGAUUUCAGUGCGUGGUCCCAGAUCAGAAUCUUCAGCAGCAGGAUAUGGGUACAGAUGUCAAACAUGAUCCAGUGCCAAUUGCUGUACCUAGUUCUGAGGCAAGUACACUCCAAUGGCAGGGAUACGGCUCUGAGGAGAUUGCUCGAGUGCCUUCUUAUAAAGGCUUGUUAGAAAGCUCCAUUGAGGAAACUUCAUUGGUUCUUGAAGGAACUACCAGUGCCAAAGGCAAUGGAAAUCAAGCCAAUGAUAACAAGAUAGCCCAACAUCAUCCCUUUAUUACAGAAACUGCAAUAUUACUGCCCAAAAGCACACUCGAGGUGCCAGGCCAAGACAGAGACACCGUGAUCUCACGGUACAAGGAGAAAAAGAAGACAAGGAGAUAUGAUAAGCACAUCCGCUAUGAAUCGAGGAAGGCUAGAGCAGAUAGCAGGACGAGGAUAAAGGGCCGUUUUGCGAAGGUGAAUCAAGAUCAAAAUGUCCGCUCCGUCCCUCGCCAGGUUUGAAUACAUUCAUUCCUCAGCACGUUAUAUAUAUUGUUUGUAUGAUAAUCACAUGACUCUUAUAAAAGAAAAUUGGGAUUUGAUCCCAUAAAAAUAUGAUAGGCUGUGAUUUAAUCCAAGUUGUUUAGUCUAUUAGCUUUAGAUUGUUUUUUUUUUUUUUUCUUCUUAUUUUCUUUUAUUUUUAUUUCCACGUAUGGAUGUCAAUAGAGUCUCUUAGUUGUAUGUGUUCAUGUUUUUGAAUAUGUGAUGAUCAGAUGUGAAAUUGGAAAAUUUCCCAAAUAUUUUAUGGAAAGAACAAUGAUCUCAUAGUUGUA
Molecule: messenger RNA, 1654 nt
Organism: Magnolia sinica
Lineage: Eukaryota; Viridiplantae; Streptophyta; Magnoliopsida; Magnoliales; Magnoliaceae
Product: zinc finger protein CONSTANS-LIKE 13
Exons: 4
Coding region: 111-1343 (410 amino acids)
Molecular function (GO): protein binding; zinc ion binding
Source: RefSeq, a predicted model, not a curated record